This is a messenger RNA of Cynoglossus semilaevis (tongue sole), 459 nucleotides long. RefSeq names its product MKRN2 opposite strand protein-like. The transcript is spliced from 3 exons. The annotation marks the transcript as partial. The record is from RefSeq and is a predicted model, not a curated record. NCBI's taxonomy places the organism in Eukaryota, Metazoa, Chordata, Actinopteri, Pleuronectiformes, Cynoglossidae.
UGUUUGGUUCUCAGGGACUUCACUGGAACAUCAGACCUUCACACUGGCAUCUCCAACACUAAAGGUGUUUGUACAGGUGUUGUGUACAACUACACACAGACUGGGGUUCACAAAGACCAGAGCGGGUGGGAGCACAGUGUCAGUAUUCCUCUGGUUCGUCCUGACAUGUUCCACCUGUUGGACCAGUGGGACAACUACCUGGACAGGUUCUCGGAUGGACCCAUGUGGGACCCUGUAUGGCACAGUUUCCAUGAGGACGACCAUAACUGCUUCAGUUUCUGUCUGAACUUCGUCAACACUGUCCUGUCAGCAGAGGGGCACAGCUCUCUGAGUAAAGACACCUUCACCUACAACUUCAUCCUCCCCAGGAUGAGGAGGGUCUCCAAGUUCACUACGCUCUACCAGCAAGUCCAGAAAGAGCAGUAUUAUGUGGUGGACAGACAUGAGGAAGGACAGGAG